AUGGUGUUACAUUUACCAUCAACAAACUCUAUUAUAUUCAAUCAAAACAUACUCAAACCAAACACUCAACCUCAAUUCAUAGAGCUUUCAUACCUGGAACUCAACUCAAAAGAAAUCGAGGAAGAUACAACAAUUAAUUUAGUUUCACAAUGGUAUCCCAUAGGUGACUGUGUAACUAAUUAUGCUGGAGAUAAAGCAACAUAUAGGCAAACUUGGUCAGUAGAAUUUGAUUUUGGAGUAGAUUAUAGAUUAAAUUAUGGUGGAUACUUUAUAAAUUUUGGACCUGGAUACAAAAGUAAUUUUAUUUGGGCAAAAGGGUUUGGUGGUAGUUUUGGUUGCGAUUUAGAUCCAGGCAAUACUUUACAAUUUGCUAUUUUAUUCACUAAAUAUGAAGUUGAUGGAGUGAAAUAUAGAGAAAUUAAGAGAGGAAGUUUUUGGAACAAGAAUAGGAUUAAAUUUGGUGAAUGGAAAAGGUUUAAUAGAUUUGAGACUAUAGAUAAAAAUGAUAUUCAAAUUGCUUGUUUUACUGAUCCACGAAAUCUUAGGUGUAAAUAA
Molecule: messenger RNA, 555 nt
Organism: Lodderomyces pseudojiufengensis
Lineage: Eukaryota; Fungi; Ascomycota; Pichiomycetes; Serinales; Debaryomycetaceae
Exons: 1
Coding region: 1-555 (184 amino acids)
Source: RefSeq, a predicted model, not a curated record